UGGUAGUUUAUCGGGGGAGGAGGGAGGGAGAGAAAGGGUGAGGCAGCAGGUAGGGGGCGGGACAGGGCGUCGCUCGGGGGCGGGAACGAGUGCUUGAGAGGGAGAGUAAUCCGGCGACGGAUCGACCCUCUUGGCGUUCGCUUCUGUCCGGGAAUUCCAGGAUUCUCCGACCGAUCGCUCCCGGUUUAGGCAGCCCCGAUCGCCCCCUCGCUGGCAGUCCGGCGUGACUCUGAGAGAGAGAGAGAGAGAGAUAGGAGAGAGCGGGGGUUUGCUUUUUGUUGCUUAUUUAUUUAUUUUUUAUCUGAGGUGAGAAAUAUUCGCAUUUUCCGUGCGAUGAGGGGAAAAGGUGGUGCCUUGGCGGUUCUUCACGGCACGGAUGCCGAGGUUUCUUAGGUCCCUUGCCUUAUGCCGUAAUCCAUUCGAAAUCCGAAUUUUGGAUUUAAAUGCGAGGGGUGUCAACUCGCUGCUGCGUACAGCAAGGACGAGGAGGAGUUUUUCGGCGACGGGUGAGAGGAAACUUUGCAUGAGGCGUUUUGGAUCUCUGGAAAUUCCGAUCGCGCAUUCUUUCGUCUCGUAGCCAAUUUUUGCGCGUCCGAUUGAAUAUUGAAAGUGCUGGAUCGGCGGUGAGGAAAGGCUGGUUUAUCAUUUAGUUUGGCAUUUUGACAAGUGCAGAAUGCCAUCUGAAGGAGCCGAGCGAAGUUGUUACCUGAAUCGUUUUGAUCCCAAGCAAAAAAUGGAGCAAAUGUUUUCAUCCUCUCCAUUUGCUUCAUCCAUUACGUCGUCUUUGUUUUCUACAGAAAUCCACCUCCCGGCAGAGAGGCAAGUUGGUUUCUGGAAGCACGAGACUGCAGCAGGCCAACAUGGAAUUGAUGUUACACCACUCUUUCAAGGCAACAAUGCUGUCGUUUCUGCUCCUCUUGGAAGUUUUGGACUUAGUGGAGUGCAGUCAAUUUCUGCUCCUCUUGGAAGUUUUGGACUUAGUGGAGUGCAGUCAUUGGACUGUUUACAACAAUCUGAGCCUAAUCGUAUCAAAGAGCUUAAGGUCAACCAUGUCCUUGAAAAGAAUGCUAUUGGAUCUGAAAGAUCUGCAGUUUUAUCAGCUGCCUCUUGGAGAAAUGUGGAGUGGGAGUUGGGUCCUCAACAAAGCAUCUGUGCAAAGCCUGCAACUUUAUCUAUGGCAGGUAACAAGGCUGACAUGAGCAGGCCACAAUAUGAGAAUGGGCUCUUCUCCAGCUUUUUAUCAGAGGCUCUUGAAAAGAAAUUAAGAAUAUCACCUCUGGUUGAUGCAUCGGGCCACUCUAUUGAUACUGCUAUUUCUUGUUUUGAUGGAGACGAGGCUUUUGAAUCCAUUGAGGAGAUAGAGGCACAGACUAUUGGAAAUCUCCUCCCUGAUGACGAUGAACUGUUUUCUGGAGUUGUUGAUGAGAGUGAUUACAUUGCGCGAACGAAUACUAGUGACGAAAUGGAGGAUUUUGAUUUAUUCAGCAGUGUUGGUGGUAUGGAACUAGAAGCUGAUGAUGCAUUGGGUUGUGACCAUAACAACAAAGACCCUGAUCUUGUUGGUGCUAAUCCAAAUAGCCUGCAGGUAGGAUCAAACGGGUCCUUUCCUGGUGAACAUCCUUAUGGAGAGCAUCCUUCUAGAACCUUAUUUGUUCGGAACAUUAACAGUAACGUAGAGGACACUGAGCUACGGGCUCUUUUUGAGCAAUAUGGAGAUAUUCGUGCACUUUACACUGCUUGCAAGCAUCGUGGAUUUGUUAUGAUUUCUUACUAUGACAUAAGAUCAGCAAGAAAUGCUAUGCGGGCACUUCAGAACAAGCCACUCAGGCGUCGGAAGCUUGAUAUACACUUUUCUAUUCCGAAGGACAAUCCUUCAGAGAAAGAUGUAAAUCAGGGUACACUUGUGGUGUUCAAUCUCGAUUCUUCUGUCUCAAAUGAUUAUCUUCGCCAGAUUUUUGGUGCCUAUGGGGAAAUUAAGGAGAUUCGUGAAACACCUCACAAGCAUCAUCAUAAGUUUAUCGAAUUUUACGAUGUUAGAGCAGCUGAAGCAGCUCUAAGAGCAUUGAAUAGGAGUGAUAUUGCAGGGAAACGAAUAAAGCUAGAGCCAAGUCGUCCAGGCGGGGCAAGACGGUGCUUGAUGCAACAGUUAUCUCACGAUUUGGAGCUUGGGGAUGCCAAUUUGCUUAGACAGCAGGGAAGCCCUUUAAAUACCUCGCCCCUGAGUUGCUAUGGAUCACAUUCACACAGGUCAAUCCCCAUAAGCAGUCCUGAGCAUGGAGCUAUCCAAGAUCAUAAUUCAGCCACUUGUCCAACUGUGAAUCAGUUUGUUGACUCUGCAUUGCAAGGAUUUUCUUCCCCAGAUAUUGUGCCAGGGCUAUCUCCUUCAGUGAGAGUUUCAUCUAUUGGUAAUAAUGGCAGCCAGUCUAGCCUGGGGGAGCCUAAUCACUCUGUGGGGCGCAUGUUUGGUUUACAAGUUAUGCCAGGUUUUCACGCUCAUUCACUUCCUGAACAUGAUAUCAGCAACUCUAUGCCAUAUAAUUCCCCUAGCACCAUGUCAGCGAUGACCACAAAUAUGAUUCCAAGGCAUGUUGAAGGGCUUCAGAGCAGGCAUAUACCUAGGAUUGGACCUAAUGAAUUCCAAAGCCAUUCAUUUGAAAGUGUCUAUGGGGGCUCAGGGAAUGGCGCUUGCGCUAUGCAUGGACACCAUCUUAUGUGGGCCAAUCCCAACUCUUACCAACCAUCUGCUGGAAGCCACAUGAUGUGGGCAAAUUCACCAUCAUUUGUUAAUGCUGUCCAUGGUUGUCACCAACCACAUCUGCAUGGUUUUGCUAGUGGCCAAGCCCAUCUAGUCAACACAUUAUUACCUUCACAUCACCCCCAUGUGGGCUCAGCUCCAACAUCUCUUUGGGAUCGACGACAUGGUUUUUCUGGGGAUCCUGCUGAAUUGACAGGACUUAUUCCUGGAUCUGUUCGAAGGAUUGGCUAUUCUGGAAGCAAUGGGUUGCAUCCAUUGGAAAUUUCUGCUCCAAACAUGUUUUCCCAUAUAGGAAAAAAUGGUUUAGAUUCUUUGCUUUCAGCUGGUAAUGUGGGAUUACCUUCUCCUCAGCAUAGAUGCCAAAUGUUUCCUAAUGGAAACCAAAUGAUCUCUGUGCCACCGCCACCAUUUGAAAGUCCCAAUGAACGGAUGAGGGGACGGAGGAGUGACUCAAGCAAUCAAACUGACAACAAAAAACAGUAUGAAUUGGAUAUUGACCGCAUAAUACGUGGUGAAGACACAAGAACAACGCUUAUGAUCAAGAACAUUCCCAACAAGUACACUUCUAAAAUGCUCUUGGCUGCAAUUGAUGAACACCAUCGAGGAACUUAUGACUUCAUCUACUUGCCCAUUGAUUUUAAGAAUAAGUGCAACGUCGGCUAUGCUUUUAUCAAUAUGACUGAUGCAUUACACAUUGUCUCAUUUUAUGAGGCAUUUAAUGGUAAAAAGUGGGAGAAAUUCAACAGUGAGAAGGUAGCAUCUCUUGCAUACGCACGGAUUCAGGGAAAGGCAGCUCUAAUUGCUCAUUUUCAGAAUUCAAGCUUGAUGAACGAGGAUAAGCGUUGUAGACCUAUUCUUUUCCAUACUGAAGGCCCAAAUGCAGGAGAUCAGGAGCCGUUUCCGAUGGGUGUAAAUGUGCGGGCAAGGUCUGGAAAACCUCGUACCAGUGUAAGUGAUGAGAAUCAAGGAAGUCCAUCAACUUCUCCAACCAGAGAGGUUGCGUCCAAUGCAACCAACUCUUCUGCUGGUUCAACAAGUGAUGGAGAAUGAGCAGCUGUUGUAACUAACUUAGAAAUGAAAACCGGGUUAAAGAAAAAAUCUGGUCUUUUUUGUCCUAAAAGCAAACCCCUAUAACAACCCCACUUCCCCCAGUCUUCCUCCAAAAAACAAAACAAAAAAAAAGAGCUGUCAGAGUUCAUCUGGAUAAUGGUGCAGAACCAGAAGUUUUGGGAACUACCGCUGUCCUAAUGACUACUUUAUUUUUGUCUGUUUUGGGCUUUCGGUCUUUCGUAAUUGUAAUUGAGGCUAUGCAAGUGUACAAGGUGAAGCCUGCGUUUUUGAAUGGGCACGAGAGAUGUACAGGAGUUCGAGCGAGAGGGCUAUUUUUGGGUACAACUGAAGGCUUCUCUAAGUUGUCUGUUUUCCUUCAAUUUUGGCAGUGUGGAUCGAUUUGGUUCUUUUUCGAGUGAGUGCCAUCCUAAUUUAGCGAAGGAGAUGGCUGUUGUACUUGUAUGAUCCGUUAAGCAAAUGCUGGAAUUGUGGGGAGAUUAGUCCUCUGCAAAUUUAUGCGCAACUUUGUGCUGCUGAGUAUUUACUCUUCUGUAUACCUUUUUCUUCUGCUGUCGUGCUUUUGCGUCCUGUAUGAGUAAAUAAAUAUGUGCUUUUUCCGUCGAAGUAUGUACUUUUUUGUUUU
Molecule: messenger RNA, 4448 nt
Organism: Nymphaea colorata (pocket water lily)
Lineage: Eukaryota; Viridiplantae; Streptophyta; Magnoliopsida; Nymphaeales; Nymphaeaceae
Product: protein MEI2-like 4
Exons: 15
Coding region: 674-3805 (1043 amino acids)
Molecular function (GO): RNA binding
Source: RefSeq, a predicted model, not a curated record